AUACGCACGGGGAUGGCGCCAUGCGCGGAGGCGUUGACGGGGAAGCCGGAGGGCGAUGGCGUGCUGGCGCAAGGAGGAGAGAGAGUCUUCGCCAGUGAGCACGAUCUCCCAGAAGACGCUGUCGCCAUCGAUGGCGUCGUCUACUCCCUGCGGGGGUGGAACCAUCCUGGCGGGGAUCAGAUCCUGCUCUUUGGGGGCAACGACGUGUCAGUGCAGUAUCGGAUGAUCCACCCCUUCCACGCCCCCGGAGUUGUCGGCAAGAUGCCCAAGAUCGGAGUCCUUGAGAGCUACAGGAAGGACUACUCGUUCGGCUCCAAGUUUGAGAAGGACCUCAUUGAGGCUGUGGGCAAGGUCGUGAAGCCAAACCAGAGGUUCGCUACCCCUGGGUUCUGCAUGCGCCUCGUUUUCUACAUCUCGCUCUACAGCGUCCUCAUGUACAGCUACGUGGUCUAUGGCUCCUCAUGGCUGCUCUGCGCGGCGCUCGGCGUCUCACAGGCGCUGAUUGGUCUGAACGUGCAACACGACGCUAACCACGGGGCGAUCUCGAGAUUUCCUGUAGUGAACGAGAUCCUUGGGUUUGGGGCUGAUCUGAUCGGAGGCUCCAAGUAUCUCUGGCUGCAGCAGCACUGGACCCAUCACGCAUACACCAAUGACAUCGAGCGGGACCCUGAUGCCAAGAGCUGUGAUCCGUUCUUUCUCUUCCACAACUACCCGCACGACAGCCCCAUGAGGAAAGCAUUCCAUGCCUUCCAGCACUUCUGGAUGCUUCCGAUCCUGUCGUUCUACUGGCUUUCCUCCAUCGUCAGCUCAGAGGCGAUCUCCGUGACGCACAUCUCAUCGAAGCAGGGAGGGAUGAGGUUCGAGAACUCCUACCUCAAGAACCACCGCAUCCAGACCUGGCUGCUCCGUGCCUUCUACCUCGCCUGCACCUCCCUGAGCCCCUUCUAUCAUCACCAGUGGCACACUGCUCUCCUCCACGUCUGGUUCAUGUCGGUCGUGGAGUCUCUGUCUCUUGCGAUCCCCUUCGCCCUCUCGCACAAUUUUGAAGACGCGGAGAGACAUCCUCUGGACGCGGGCAACGGGGAGCCGGUCGACUGGUACAAGUCGCAGGUCGAAACCUCGAGCACGUACGGCGGCAAGGUCGCCGGCUGGAUCACUGGCGGAUUGAAUUUUCAGGUUGAGCAUCAUCUCUUUCCUCGCAUGUCGUCUGCAUGGUAUCCCUAUAUCCAGCCUGUGGUUAGCGAGGUGUGCAAGAAGCACGGGGUCCGUUACGCGUACUAUCCUUCCUUCUUCCACAACCUCUUCUCUACCGUCAAGUACAUCAGGGAUGUGGGGACAGGCGCGAUCGCCAUGAAGAAGAAGAACUGAAGCGUCGCAGCUUUUUGCUUCUCCCGUGAGGUUGAGGGAAGGGAGAAGUUGAUGGUUGAGAUGAAGCAUGACCCCAAG
This is a messenger RNA of Guillardia theta CCMP2712, 1446 nucleotides long. RefSeq lists its product as hypothetical. Gene Ontology annotation, biological process: lipid metabolic process. Lineage: Eukaryota; Cryptophyceae; Pyrenomonadales; Geminigeraceae. The coding region runs from base 13 to 1368 and encodes 451 amino acids. The transcript is spliced from 13 exons. The record is from RefSeq and is a predicted model, not a curated record. Gene Ontology annotation, cellular component: membrane. Gene Ontology annotation, molecular function: oxidoreductase activity, acting on paired donors, with oxidation of a pair of donors resulting in the reduction of molecular oxygen to two molecules of water.